Molecule: messenger RNA, 1303 nt
Organism: Oldenlandia corymbosa var. corymbosa
Lineage: Eukaryota; Viridiplantae; Streptophyta; Magnoliopsida; Gentianales; Rubiaceae
Source: the annotation of a GenBank genome assembly
CUCAAUUUCAAACUGAAUUACUGUUGAGAAAAAUCAACAAAAAGUGAUGCACAUUUGGGUGAGCUGAUAAGCAAAGUGCGGUCAUGGCGACAAUGACGACGACGGCGACGUUGAUGACGCCAUGCUCUCGUCGUCUCAGUUGGGACUUUAACAUAAUGUGUCACAGGAAUGCCUCUAAUUUUGUGCAAAAUAAUCUUGGCACUGCAGCGGCUGUUGAAUUCCCUUGCACUAGUCUGGUUAACCAGUUCCAGAGGUCUUCAAGAGCAUUUUUCUUUAAGCCAUCCCCAGGAUCUUUGGUUAAACCAAUAUCUGCUGCAGGUUCAGGUUUGAAGGCAACAAUUACAGAUCCAGAAGCAAAUUCCAUACAUGUUAAGAAUGCCAAGAUAGUCGUAGAAUCUCAUGAGGAUACCUUGAUGCAAGUAAGAGUUGAUGUGACUGGAGAGGACACAAGAAUAGUGUUUGAUAAGGUUUUAAUAAAUUUAGGUCGUACAGCACCACCAGUGCCUGGAUUUCGCAGACAAAAAGGAGGGAAAACAUCAAAGGUCCCAAAAGAUUUCCUGUUACAGAUUCUUGGUGAAGAACGAGUUACAAAAUUUGUUAUUCAGGAAAUUAUUACAUCUACUUUGGCUGACUAUGCCAAACAGGAAAAUUUGACUGUAAAGGACAAUGAAAUUAAAACCAUUCAGACUGCUGAAGAACUGAGGUCAUUGUUUAAGCCAGGAAAUGAGUUUGGAUUCAAUGCUACACUUGAGCUCGAGACUGCAACUACUGAAGAAACUAGCUCGGACGCAUAAACCAAAAUUCGCAGCCAUUGGUUUUGCUCAGACGAUCAGUGUAAGAAACCAAGCCAGUAGUCUUAGGAAGCUGGGAAUUAUGAAGAUGCACAGCAAGGUCUUUCUGAUGUUUUCUCUGAUGUUAGACCGCUAUAUAUGAAGUCUGCUUGUUUGUGUUGGUAAGUAACAGUAGCUCAAUCUUUGAAAAUGCUCUAUUCAAAAUGUAUUGAACUGAUUUCACGACGCAACCACUUCUAGAAAUGAAUGCCAUCCCAACCCCCCAACAAUUAUGUGUUACUGCCUCAAAUUACAUUGUAUUGAACUAACUAUAUCACAUUAAACGCGUGUAUAAGUUCUUAGAAACUUGAAAUUUAUAUUCAUAAGAAAUGCGAGAAUUGAUAACUCUUGUUUUGAUACAAUAUAAAGUGUCAGCGAGAAAAUCUGUUGUAAUAGCUUCUCUUAGAGAGAUUUUCGUGGACAAAACUGUUGUUUAUCUUUUUCUUAUCAGUUUAUUUAUAUGAUAAUCCGCC